Messenger RNA from Labrus bergylta (ballan wrasse), 2161 nucleotides. It is a transcript of the gene med4, whose product is annotated as mediator complex subunit 4. Lineage: Eukaryota; Metazoa; Chordata; Actinopteri; Labriformes; Labridae. Gene Ontology annotation, cellular component: mediator complex; core mediator complex. The record is from RefSeq and is a predicted model, not a curated record. Gene Ontology annotation, biological process: regulation of transcription by RNA polymerase II. Gene Ontology annotation, molecular function: transcription coregulator activity.
AGCGACUCUAAGCAGCUAUGGCGACGGCGGCGGAGAAGUCAACGAAAGAGCGACUGCUGUCAGUUUUGGAUGAUUUGGAGGUUUUAUCCCGGGAGCUCAUCGAGAUGCUGGCUCUGUCCAGGAGUCAGAAACUUCCCCAGCCCGGAGAGGACACUCAGGUCCUGGAGCUGCUGGUGCAGAGGGACAGGGAGUUCCAGGAGCUGAUGGAGGUGGCUCAGCAGCAGGGGAAGGUGCACCAGGAGAUGCAGCUGCUGGAGAAGGAGGUGGAGAAGAGAGAUAGCGACAUUCAGCAGCUCCAGAAGCAGCUGAAGGAGGCCGAACACAUCCUGGCCACUGCAGUUUACCAGGCCAAAGAAAAACUAAAAUCUAUCGAUAAAGCCAGGAAAGGAAGCAUCUCCUCAGAAGAAAUCAUCAAGUACGCUCACAGGAUCAGUGCGAGUAACGCUGUGUGUGCUCCCUUAAACUGGGUCCCAGGUGAUCCUCGCAGACCCUACCCCACAGACCUGGAGAUGCGCAGUGGGAUGCUGGGUCACAUGGCCAACCUUCCGACCAACGGCGUGAACGGCCACCUGCCCGGUGACGCUCUGGCUGCUGGGAGGCUUCCAGACGUCCUGACGCCUCACUACCCCUGGCAAUCCUCAGACGUCUCCGUGGGGAUGCUGCCCCCUCACCACGGCAACGACUUCGGCCUGGAGCCUCCGGGUCACAACAAGGAGAACGAGGACGACGUGGAGGCCAUGUCGACGGAUUCCUCCAGCAGCAGCAGCGACUCGGACUGAACCACAGAGACUGAGAGUGUGUGUGUUUGUGUGUGUGUGUGUGUGGGGUCACCAACUUCUUCUCUGGUCAUUUAUAUUGCAGCCGCGAGCUGGACUCAUGGGAGGACAGAACUUGAUUCAAAGGACCAGUCUGAUAUUUUAUAAUGGUUUUCUGCAGGUAAACUUUGAGCUGCAGCACGUCUCCGCUGCUGAAGUUCAGUCUGGGUUUAAGAUUUGAUUUGACAGUAACAGAGUAGCUCUUCCUAAAAUGGAAAGAAAUUAAUUUAAAGAUAAAAACAGAGGCUGCAGUCAAUUUUUAAACCGUCAUUUAAUACCAUGAUGUCAGCUCAGCUCUUCAGGACUCUAUUUCAUUUUUUUUAAAAGUGCCAUUUCAUUUAGAGAGCUUUAAAAGCAGCAGUGAGAUUAAAACAGAAGGCUGUAUGAGUGUGGACUGCUCAUAUCAGCAUCACAAGUCUUCUUCUGUGGAUUUCAUCUGAAGGACAGCCGUCGUUUUGUUCCCCACUCUGUGUCUGGCUCUUUGUGUGAUAAAGAUCCGGGUGUUUAACCGUUAUAGCCUAUAGAUGUUAUAGCCUGCCUUUCUCCAAAGAGAUAAUCCGGGUCAUACUGAAGGAUUUAAUGUGCAGAGAAUUUGAAGCUCAAAAGAGUCGACAAAUCUUCUCCCCCAGAAAACGUUUUCAGAGAGAUUCUACUGGCGGCACAUCGCGGAGGGAAUGAAGCAGCGUGUGAGGGUUUCUGUGUGUGAAUGAUACGAUCAACACCAACCUCAGAUGAGCCGAUUAACUUAAGGAAUCAGCCGGUUAGCCUCCCUUAGCUUGAAUCUGGAAACAGGCAACCUAGCUUUGACAAACUGUAACAAAAAUCUGCAGCUGAAGUUACAAAUUAAAUGUCUUAUAUCCUGUUUUUUUGUACCAGUUUAAGAACUGAUUUGGGAAAAAGACAAUUGAUGAUUUUAGUAAGAACUUUAGCUUCAUGAAUGCACAGACUUCCUGGAGUCCUGUCAACAGAAAUAGAUUGUUUAACCACUUCUGGAUUCAACACUUAGUGUGGGUUAAAACAAAACCGUUAAGGUUUUUAUCAUGGAGCUGGAAUGAGGAUUUUUGAAAACCUUUGACUAAAUGCAGUUAGCAUAAAGUUUAAAACAAACUGAAAGAAAAGGACAAACUGAUGAAGAUGACGUCGAGCUCUGAGCCCAGACUGAGGCUCAAUCAGAAACCAAACCCAGAAUGUGAGCUCUCGUCCUCGAUGGUGACUCGUGUUUGAAAUAAAUGUGUGACGUUAUGUUUCAUAUGUGUUAGUUGGAGCAUGUUGUCCAGAUUAACCUCUUGUGUACAUACGCCUGUACAUACCCGCCUUGUAAAUAAACACUUUUUGAAUACACAUGA